GGAUCAUAAACCUGGGUUUCCGUAGUAAGGAACGUUCUAUCAACAUGCCACAUGUCACGCAGAAUUUUCUAUAUAAGUGUCAUCCACUUUUAUGUCAAUGUCCCUCAUUCAGAUUUAUCGAAAAUGCUUAUAUAAAUUCAUCCUAGUAUGAAACAUACGACUCGACACUGCGCAUUGAACGUUGGUAGAACAUUUGUACCGCGUUUUAGGUCUCCUGAAGUUAUCAGUUCUGUAAUGGAUAAAGUAUUCGAAUGAGUAUCCCACUUACCAUUUCCUUAAUUAGUGGUGAACGAUCGUAUGCGAACAUUACGGAACAGGAUACACCAUAUCGAAUAAUCACCCAUAAAGUUUUCUUUAGAGGAGUGUAUGUUGUCGAAGAAGGGAAGUUUAUGGAGCAUCGAUGAUUUUGUUACAGUCAUUGUUGAAAACGGCCGAUCAGCUGAAAAUCAAGGGUCUCUGCGAGGUGCCGGAGAGCAGGGACGGUCCGCCAUCGGUAAGCUUGAGCUCGCCGCCACGUGAACCUGGCACACCCAGGAUAAACUUCAGCAAGCUAAAGAGACACCAUCCACGGUACAAACGAGCAAGAACCACGUUCGAGCCUCGUGCGACGGACUCGAGGCACUACGACAGGUAUAAAGAGGAGGAAUCGAACGAGAAUUACAAUCCAGAGAACAAAGAGAAUCACAGAGACUGGCAGGCCGAAGAUGAAGAUUGCACGGAGGGUACAACAGCAACAGUAGUUUUGGAAACGUGCCAGCGGACCAAUAAUAACAACAAUAACAAUAACAACAACAACAAUAAUAAUAACAACAGCGGUAACGGUACAAACAACAAUAACAACGGUGACAUGUUUUGUCAUACAGGGCUCGGACACUAUGGACACCAUCCGGAUCCUGGGGAAGUCGACCUGCCCCCAGAGACCCAACCCACACCACCCAGUGCCACAUUAGUUGGCACUACCAUCACCCACUUAAGAGAUCCGGAUCAUCAUUCUACAGAGAUUCAGAAUUGUGACAGUGUGAAGAUAAAGUUCGAAACGUUGCACACGAUGGACUCGUCGGACACGAUCGACAUCGAUAGUCACAUGUCGGAUCGGGCGAGCGUCAGUUCGAAGAACGCAGCGGAUAGCGACAACAUGAUGAUGAUCACGCCGGAGCUGCUCGGUUUAAUGCCCUCUGGAAGUUCGGUUCACUCGGAUUCCGGCGAGAACAAUUCGAGGGGCCAUUCCGGACAGUCGAGCUCCCAUCAUCACGGUUCGAAAUCAUGGACUCAGGAAGACAUGGAUGCCGCAUUGGAAGCAUUAAGGAACCACGACAUGAGUCUGACAAAAGCCUCCGCAACCUUCGGCAUACCGUCGACGACGUUAUGGCAAAGAGCGCAUCGGUUGGGCAUAGACACGCCAAAAAAGGAUGGACCAACAAAGUCGUGGAGCGACGAGAGUCUGAACAACGCCCUUGAAGCGCUAAGAACUGGCACGAUCUCGGCGAACAAGGCUUCGAAAGCGUUCGGCAUACCUUCCAGCACGUUGUACAAAAUCGCGAGGAGAGAAGGUAUUAGAUUAGCUGCGCCUUUCAACGCCAGUCCUACCACUUGGUCGCCCGCCGACCUGGAUCGAGCUUUGGAAGCUAUCAGGUCCGGUCAGACGUCCGUGCAGAGAGCAUCCACUGAAUUCGGUAUACCGACAGGAACCUUGUACGGUAGAUGUAAGAGGGAAGGAAUCGAAUUGAGCAGGAGUAAUCCUACGCCAUGGAGCGAGGAUGCUAUGACCGAAGCCCUCGAAGCUGUCAGAUUGGGUCAUAUGAGUAUCAAUCAGGCAGCCAUUCACUAUAAUCUACCCUAUUCGUCGUUGUACGGUCGUUUCAAGAGGGGGAAAUACGAAGAACCAGCAGUCGGUGAUCUAUCGCAAGACGGGAGCAGUCCACAUUUCCAUCAGAGUCCGAAUCAGAAUCAUUCGUCCGCCGUUCCGGAUCAAAUGCCUUACCAAGGCAGCUGAAACUUACCCCUCUAUUAGAGCGUUAAGUUAACUUAAUCAUUGAAAUCGUCUGCUGUCUGUUCGAUCGGAUUCAUUUGAGAGAACAAGAAAAGGAAGCGAAAAACACGUGAAACCAUGCAAGGCCACCGACCAAACUUGUCACAGAACGAUUGGCUGAAGACUUUUACGAGUACACGUAACGGGGUGGAUUUUGUCACACCCGCAGACGAUGGGCGGCGAUGGGAACAGGAGUGGGACACGCAGUAUUAAUGGUGGAUUACCGUUAAGAGAAUAUUAUGUAAAUUGUACGAUUUUUAAUGUCAAACUGAAAACCGUAGACUAAUUCUAAUUUAUAAGAAUUAUUUAUAAAGAACACUUGUACAGUCGGGGGAAAAUCCCGGUAAACCUACUUUUAGCGUGUAAGUCGCCCGCGGGCCGAUCAGCGAGGAUAUAAAAUAUUCUACGAAUGGAUAUGUUUUCACUAAUUUAAAUAACGGAAAGCAACCGGGACCGGUUAACUUAAUUCGUGUUGCGCAUUCAUCGACACACGUUCUCUGUUCUUUCAUUUCUUCCGCAUGUUUUCGUUGAUUCGUUCGUUUUUGAAACGCAGCUUCGUUCUUCUAAUCUCGACACGACCGAGAUUCGUGUAUCCUUGAUGGAACGUGAACGGUGCUUUUGAUAUAUAAAUAAAGGAUUUAUACAUUCGUGAAACGUUUAGGUAAGAUUGAGAAAAAGAAGUAUAGACGUACACGUUCACACUCGUACACUGUAAACAUCGGUACAUACACAGAUACACGUACGCACAUAUACGCGCAUGUAUAUUUACAAAAUUAAAAUACGUAAAGAUGAAAACGACGCUCGAUAAACGUCCCUGAAAAAAAAUGUAAGGUAAUCGUGUAUCUACCUUAUAUUGAUUCGUGAAACUGGAAACACCGAAAUCGUUUUUAAGUUGAAUCACGAUGAGGAAUUUGGGUUCGAAGCUCUUCUUAAAAUUCCAUUGAAGCAAUACUAAGCUUUUCUUGAUUCUCGAGCUGAUUUGGAAAGAUAUAACAAUGAUGCGGAAAUGUAAAUUUAGAAAGGGUACUUGAAAAAUGAGCGUUCGUUCUUGUGUCGUAAUUUCGUUCCGUUGUUUGUUGCAUACCUUGAAUAGAUCGCACAACGUUGCAUUUCUGUUUUCUUCUUC
Molecule: messenger RNA, 3155 nt
Organism: Nomia melanderi (Alkali bee)
Lineage: Eukaryota; Metazoa; Arthropoda; Insecta; Hymenoptera; Halictidae
Source: RefSeq, a predicted model, not a curated record